Messenger RNA from Labeo rohita (rohu), 1095 nucleotides. RefSeq names its product sialoadhesin-like. The record is from RefSeq and is a predicted model, not a curated record. Bases 1 to 933 code for a protein of 310 amino acids. The transcript has 6 exons. NCBI's taxonomy places the organism in Eukaryota, Metazoa, Chordata, Actinopteri, Cypriniformes, Cyprinidae. Gene Ontology annotation, biological process: cell surface receptor signaling pathway. Gene Ontology annotation, molecular function: transmembrane signaling receptor activity.
AUGGAAAAUUUGGACCACAUCAGAGAGGAAAAACCAAAAGCCAAAGUGACCAUUAAACCUGCUCAACAUGUAUUCAGUGGAGACACAGUCACUCUCAGAUGUGACAUAUAUGAUGAAGGAGUCACUAGAUGGCGCUACAGCUGGUAUAAAGAAGGUUCAAUUAAUGUUUUCAGUGAACUACAGGAACACACAUUCAGUUUGACACUGGUAAAUACUCCUGUUAUGGAGGAGACAGAGAUCAGACAGGAUUACACUGACAGUGUUUCUCCUCCAGUGUCUCUGAUCAUCAGUCCCAACAGAACUCAACACUUCACAUCUGUCUCUGUCUCUCUGAGCUGUGAGGACCAGAGUGACUCUACUGGAUGGAGAGUAAGCAGAUAUACGGACAGAUGGGGGCUGGAAGAUUGUUCAUCAUCAGAGUCGGGAUCACAAACAGGAUCUACAUGUACAAUCAACUCCACCGUGAUAUGGGACACUGGAGUGUACUGGUGUGAGUCUGAAUCUGGAGAGAAAUGUCAUCCUCUUAACAUCACUGUACACUUUGAUGUGAUUCUGGAGAGUCCUGUUCAUCCUGUGACUGAAGGAGAUACUCUGACUCUACACUGUUUAUAUCAACAUACAACACCACCAAACCUCAGAGCUGAUUUCUAUAAAGAUGAAUCACUCAUCCAGAGUCAAACUACAGAGAUGAUCAUCUCUACUGUCUCAAAGUCACAUGAGGGUUUCUACUACUGCAAACACCCAGAGAGAGGAGAGUCACCCAAGAGCUGGAUCUCAGUCACAGUGUUUCAUUCAGAAUCUCAGAUCUCUGUUCUCCACAUACUCAGUUCUGUACUGGCAGUUUCUCCAUAUUUGUUAGUGACAGUCGUGCUGAUUUUCAGAUGCUGCAGGAUGAGAGUUGCAUCUGUUGAAGAGCAAGAAACUACAAUCUGAUCUUAAUCUGUUGUGAUGGUGAGAAACUUCAGCUUCAUCCUGGAAUCUCUCAGUAUCUCAGUUCAGACUGAACAUGUUUAUUUACUGUUAAAGUCACGUUUUGGGUGUGACUCCUUUUGGCAUCUCACAGUUAAAGUGAACAUGAACCAGCAUCACAACUCU